UACCACACAAAGUUGUGAUGACAUUUUUUCUAACCUCAAUCGUUACUUGCAUUUUCUUGGUUUGUUUUCCCAGCUAAAUCCAGAAAUUGACUUAAAAAUAAAUCAUGGAGACCAUAAUUGGGCUUAAAGGAAAGGAUUUUGUGAUGGUGGCCGGUGACUGUACCAACGCACGCUCAAUUAUUAUGCUGAAAGAAGAUGAGAAUAAGAUCACCAAAAUCUCGGAUAAUCUCAUGAUAGCCACAACUGGAGAAUCCGGGGAUACAGUGCAGUUCACGGAGUACAUUGGGAAGAACAUUGCCCUCUAUAAGAUGCGCAAUGGCUACGAAUUGGGCCCCAAAUCUGCUGCCCACUUCACAAGGAAGAACCUCGCUGACUGCCUCAGGUCGCGUUCGCCGUACUUUGUAAAUCUUCUCGUUGCGGGGUACGAUGAGAAAGAGGGCUCAGAAUUGCACUUCAUUGAUUACCUGGCCAAUGCAAAGUCCGUGAAUUAUGCUGGACACGGCUACGGUGGGAUGUUCUGCGCCAGUAUUUUCGAUCGGUACUACAAUGCCAACAUCUCCCAGGAGGAUGCGUAUGAGAUCCUCAAGAAGUGCGUGGCGGAAAUUCAAAAGAGACUCGUCAUCAAUCUGUCCACCUUCAAUGUGGCUGUUGUAGACAAGAAUGGGAUGCGCUACCUAGAUAAUAUUACUUCAAAGACUCCUGCACAGAUUGCCGCAGCGUAGGAUCACUACAAGGUAAUCCCAUUUCUGCUCCAAUUAUAAUUUUUUAUGGCUAAAAAUAAAGUAAAUUGAAAUGAAAAAAAA
This is a messenger RNA of Lutzomyia longipalpis, 803 nucleotides long. RefSeq names its product proteasome subunit beta type-2 (gene Prosbeta4). Gene Ontology annotation, molecular function: peptidase activity. Gene Ontology annotation, biological process: proteasomal protein catabolic process. Gene Ontology annotation, cellular component: nucleus; proteasome core complex; cytosol. The transcript is spliced from 2 exons. Lineage: Eukaryota; Metazoa; Arthropoda; Insecta; Diptera; Psychodidae. The record is from RefSeq and is a predicted model, not a curated record. Bases 105 to 722 code for a protein of 205 amino acids.